AUGAGUCAGCAUGAGAAGAAGAAACCUGUACCGGUUAAGCAAACCGAGGUGAAGAGGACGAGGAGAGAUCGUGGUGAGCUUGAAGCGAUAAUGUUCAAGCUGUUCGAAGGCCAACCGAACUGGACAUUGAAGCAGCUGGUGCAGGAGACGGACCAGCCUGCGCAGUUUUUGAAAGAGAUACUGAACGAGCUGUGUGUGUACAAUAAGAGAGGAUCGAACCAAGGGACGUAUGAGCUUAAACCGGAAUACAAGAAAGCUGCUGAAGAUGAUACAAAUGGGCAGUGA
Molecule: messenger RNA, 285 nt
Organism: Microthlaspi erraticum
Lineage: Eukaryota; Viridiplantae; Streptophyta; Magnoliopsida; Brassicales; Brassicaceae
Source: the annotation of a GenBank genome assembly